Molecule: messenger RNA, 702 nt
Organism: Rhipicephalus sanguineus (brown dog tick)
Lineage: Eukaryota; Metazoa; Arthropoda; Arachnida; Ixodida; Ixodidae
Gene: Tim10
Product: mitochondrial import inner membrane translocase subunit Tim10-B
Exons: 2
Coding region: 312-614 (100 amino acids)
Biological process (GO): protein insertion into mitochondrial inner membrane
Cellular component (GO): mitochondrial inner membrane
Source: RefSeq, a predicted model, not a curated record
GCCUUCUUGCUGCUGGUGGAUCGCAUGUCUGCUGUAUCGCUGGUAAAGCAUGGUUCGUUUAAUGUUUACGAGCGUAUGUUAAUGGUUCCAGAUGCGGUUAAACAAGGUUGCAAAAGUAAGCAUAGGCUGGGCUGUCAUAACUAUCGCAGGCAUUGGUGGAUUUGUGUUUGCGAAGAAUCUUAUUGACAAGCAGCGUUAUGAAGCUAUGAAAGUGCGGGAACGUAUGAAAGCAGCACCAAGGGGACCAUUGUAGCCUGAGGUCGAGGUCAGCUCGCAACCUUCGUACGCCGUUACUUCAGGAAGAUAACGCAAUGACGGCCAACAUUCAGUUAGACCCUUCCAAGCUUCAGCUUGUAGCUGAUCUCGAAAUUGAAAUGAUGUCAGACAUGUACAACCGCAUGACGGCUGCUUGCCAAAAGAAGUGCAUCCCUACAAAGUACCGCGAAGCGGACCUCUCCAAGGGCGAGAGUGUGUGCCUGGACAGGUGCGUGGCCAAGUAUCUGGACAUUCAUGAGCGGAUUGGCAAGAAGCUCACCACGCUGUCCAUGCAGGACGAAGAGCUCAUGAAGAAGAUGCAGGAGCAACAGUCCGCCGCCCAAACGCAUGCCAAGUAGCCGUAGAUAUGUUCUAAUUCUUGCGUAUGAUAGAGUAGAUUUUGCCCGCUUAUUGCUGUUAAUUAAAGCUUAUGUGGUGCACACUCUA